This is a messenger RNA of Vitrella brassicaformis, 3135 nucleotides long. NCBI's taxonomy places the organism in Eukaryota, Vitrellaceae. The record is from the annotation of a GenBank genome assembly.
GACUUGCACUUCUGACAAAAUCGCCCUCUCCCUUUCCCGUUGUCCGGCGAUCAUGGCUUUGACAGAUCCGCCCAACAGGACGUUCAGCGAGACGCUGCUUGGCAAGGACGGGAGCCUCAUCCCCGAGCUGGGCGAGUUCAUCAUCGCACACAAGGAUGAGGUCGAGGAGAAGGGCGGAUCAGAAAAUGAAAUGAACAAGUCAGCUCACACACACACAGCAACCACGCUUCGUGUCAUGCAGAUCUCUGGUAGAUCUGCACGAAGAGGAAGGCCAGUCACAUCUCAUUCUGCCGUGUGUGUCGGUUGGUGUUGUGUGCAGGUUGCUGACUGCCAUCAAGUUGGCGGCCAAGGUGGUGAAUCGCGAGAUCAGCAAGGCGGGGCUGGCGGACAUCCUGGGUGCGGCUGGCUCGGAGAACGUGCAGGGCGAGGCACAGCAGAAGCUCGACGUAUUCGCCAACACAAAGUUCAUGCAGGUGUGGUCUGAGGAUAUAUGAGGGGGGGAAUCACACAAGGGCAGACAAGCAGGGCAGGCAUGUGGUGCUCGGGUGACUGACUGCGUGUUCUCGGUUGUUAGGCGCUGGCGAAUCGCGAUGUGGUGUGCGGGAUAUGUUCGGAGGAGGAUGACGAGUUCAUCCCCGUCAACCCCAACUGCCACUACGUGCUGCUCAUGGACCCACUCGACGGUAUAGCAGCUAUAGAUGCUGGCUGGGCACAUACUCGACAGACAACAGAUGUGUGACACGUGGUGUAUCGUAUCCACGUCGAUUGAUUCGAUUCAGGUUCGUCCAACAUCGACGUGAAUGUGUCUGUGGGGACCAUCUUCAGCAUCUACAGGAGGAUCACGCCCGUCGGGUCGCUGCCAGAACUCAAAGACUUCCUGCAGCCGGGGAAGAAACAGGUCACGCAGCCGACACACAACGUUCAAACGAUACUGACUGGCUGCAAACUCACUUCCCCUCUGUGUGUGUGUGACAUUGAUCAGAUAGCGGCAGGUUAUGUGUUGUACGGGUCGUCGACGAUGCUGGUGGUGACGACGGGCAAGGGCGUGCACGGCUUCACUCUCGACCCCUCACUCGGCACAUUCUACCUGUCCCACAGGGACAUGAGGUUCCCGGUAUGCCGCGGACGGAGGGACGGCUGCGUACAUUUCUGCAUGAGUGAUCGGUGUGUGUGUGCAGGACAAGGCGCGUGUGUAUUCGGUGAAUGAGGGCAACUUCAAGGCCUUCCCCGAGGGCAUCAAGAAGUUCCUCUCAUGGUGCCAGACAGAAGAGGUGAGCUGAGUUGAGUGAGGACCACAGACAAGACGGAAGGAUGGAGCCAUCUCUGACAUCCCUCCCUCCCUAUGCUAUGUGUGUGUUGUCAUCAGAGCGACAGGCCGUACACGCUGCGGUACAUCGGUUCGAUGGUGAGCGACUUCCACCGGAACCUCCUGCAGGGCGGCAUCUACCUCUACCCCCCAACCAAGAAAGGUCAGUCAGUCACCUCUCUCACCCGGACAGCAGCAAAUGUCAGUGAGAGUCCUUGUGCUUUUUUUGUGUGUGCAGACCAGAAGGGCAAGCUGCGGCUGUUGUACGAAGGCAACCCCAUGGCAUUCAUCGCCGAACAAGCAGGUCAGCCAACAACAUGGCAGCAUCCUACAGCUAUACGAUCCGAUUUUUUGUGCUUUCGUGCGUGUGUGUGCGUCAGGUGGCAAAGCGACUGACGGCUUCACCCGUGUGAUGGAUCUGCAGCCCACGGAGCUGCACGAGCGGACGCCCAUCUACGUCGGCAACACAGGCAUGGUCGAGUCACUGGAGAAGUUCAUGGAGCAAUACCCCAACCCGUGAGCUGAGCUGAGCGGACCCGCCUGCUGUCGUGUCCGAGAGAAGGAGGGAGGGAGGGUCAGGGGGCAGGGAGGGACGGGGAGGGGUGGCCGAGAGGAGGGAGAAGAAUGGAUAGGCAUCCAUCUCGUCUGCACGGUUUUUUCCUUUCUGUUGGCCUUUUCGGCGUUGCCAUCCGUGCAAUCAUGGUGCCAGUGUUUGGUCGCCUUGCUCUGCUCGAUCGGUUGCUGUGUUGAUGUCCUGCCUCCCUCCCUUCCUGGCUGGCCCUCUCUCAUCCUUCCUAUUUUUCUGCCGUCCACCCGUUCUCUGCUGUAGGUACCCUCGAUGCGAUUGUUGCCUAUUUUUGAUCCAUCCAAUACAGUCAGUGGAUACGGGCGGCCAACGAUCCGGCGACGACUACUCUAGCUCUCAGCCUUGUCCUGUCUUGUCUUGGACCAUUCACCCUGUCCGAUUGUCUCGGCUUGCGUAUCUUGCCUGUGCGAGACCGUCCUUCGUUUGUCACAAAUACAACAAGCGAAGGUAGGUCUGGCGCUGGACAUAGACGUGGCCACAGACGGUAGGAAGGAGGAUGACAUGGGAGACAGACACUCAUUCCUCGUAUCAAGAUGCCUGCCGUGUUUCUACCUUUCCUUACCCGCUUCGUCGGUCAUUCUGCACCUGCUGAUCUAUCGCUAUGUGGGCCGACUGGCCAUGCAGAGCGAUGGGUGGGCGGGGGCAGCUCUGAUCGACGAAGUAGUGGCGGCGAGGAGGAGGCCAUUCAACACGGGCUGCAUCCAUCCAGUGUCACAGAUGAGCUCAGCUUGCUUGGGGGGGCUCUUUCUCUCUCUGUACUUGUGCACUGGCCUUGUCUACGUGUGUGUGUAUGUGUAUGUGUGUUGGCAUUCCAAUUUUGCAUUGCUGGCUGAUGGCUGAUGGUUGUGGUUGUGUGGGAGUGGGUGAAUCCUUUAUCCUCUGUAGAAUCACCAAAACAGACAGCGAACAAGAGAGGCGCGGACCCUAUUCGUUCGACCGGCUUCUGGCUAUGAUGUGAUGAUGAUUGUACACUAGUCUCAUGGAUGGAUGGAUGGAUGAGGCAGACCGAGAGAGAAGGCACAUCUCCCGUUGUUUUGUUCUUCCUUUCCUUCCGUACACAGCACCUGUCCGUUAAACGGCAUGCGUGGGUGCAAUAUGUCUGAUCGAAUGAAGCUGCCUCGGUGUGUCGGCCAUAUGAAUCGAUGACGGUCUGCCUGCCUCAAGCUUGUGUGUUUCGUGGUUGAUCGUGCGUUUGCUGCAUGGUGCCUGUGGACAAGACGAUCGAUCGACGGAUGUAUGCUGG